Molecule: messenger RNA, 1883 nt
Organism: Zychaea mexicana
Lineage: Eukaryota; Fungi; Mucoromycota; Mucoromycetes; Mucorales; Lichtheimiaceae
Product: mitochondrial inner membrane protein-domain-containing protein
Exons: 3
Coding region: 51-1790 (579 amino acids)
Biological process (GO): cristae formation
Cellular component (GO): MICOS complex
Source: RefSeq, a predicted model, not a curated record
UUCGGAAACUGGACUUUUUGAUACUCUCUCUUUUUUUUAAAAGAUCUGCCAUGCUUGCUUCUGCAUUGACACGAGCUGGCACUCGCGCCGCCUCACGGCCCGCUGCUCGAGCCUCGAGACACUAUGCAACUGAAGCUGCCAAACCCAAGAAAGGUUCAUUGGGCAAAAAGCUCGUGUGGACCACUGCUUUGGCUGGCACUGUCUAUGCUGGCGCAACCUACGAAGCUCUCAACAACGAAGCAUUCUACGACACGUACACGACUUAUGUACCUGGCGGCGAACAGUUGCUCGAUGCUAUCGAAGAUGCCAUGCACGACAAAGACGUUAAAGAAAACUUCGACAAGGCCAUUGCGAUGAAGCAAAAGGCACAAAAAUACUCUGUUACACUUAAAGAAUAUGCUGUCAAAGCAAAAGACACGUCGAUGGACCUGUACGAGUACGCCAGUGACACCGUAGCUCAGCUUACCGGUGGCGACAAGGAUAGCGAAAACACCACACCAGCAACAGCAGGCAGCGGUCCAGCACCUACUGUACGAAAAACAAAGCGUAUGGGUCGUCGCGGCAGCAUUUUUGCCAACAUUAUUGAGACGGACGAAGCAGCGGCUGUACCGCAAUUCGCCACUGUGGGUGAACCCGCUAUCGACGAACUUGCAAAGACGGUACAGGAACUCGUCAAGAUGUUGAACGACGCCGGACUCAAGGGUCAUGCAAAGCGACUGGCAGAUUACGGUACACACGAAAUCGAACGUCUCCAGAACGACUACCAUCAUGUACAAACCGAGCAGGACCGCGUGUUGAAGGAUUCUGCUGCAUUGACACAGGCUGCUAGUGAUGUUGAGAAACAUAUCGAAGGUCACACUGACGAAAUUGAUAACAAGGUCAAGUCUGCUCGUCAACGAUCACGCGAUCGCGUCAUCGAAAAGGAAAACAAGAUGAAGGGUGAUUUCGCUGCUGAAGCUUUGGACUUGCAAAAGGAAAUGAACGCUAUUGCUACACAGGAGUUGGGACAGCAACGCGACGCAUUCUUGGGCAAAUUGUCUGCUGAAUUGAAGGAACGCGCUACCGAGAUCCAGCGACAGUACGUACGUGAGGUGCGUCAACAGGUCGAGACCGAGCGUGGUGGUCGUCUUUCGCGUGUUGAUGAAGUCGCCGUUCGCCAGCGUGUGUUUGAAAAGCUCUCGUAUGCCAAUGCCGAAUCACUGGAUGACGCUCGCAAGGCACAUCAGUUGACGAUCGCUGUGGAUGCCUUGGGCAGAGCAGCUUAUGCUGGUAACCAAGAAGCUUUCUUGGACGAAUUACAAGCCCUUUUGACAAUCAGCGCACCCGCCUCUCCAUUUGCUGACAUUACCGAGCGACGAAACGACGAGUUGGUCCAGGUUAUCGCCUCUAACAUUUCCGAGACCGUGGCACGCCAUGGCAUCGAUUCUAUGGCUCAAAUGGUCACCCGCUUUGCUAACGUCGCCACUGAGGUGCGACGGGCGUCGCUUAUACCCGAAGAGGGCAGCAGUAUGAUCUCGCAUAUCAUCUCGAUCAUCAUGAGCAAAUUGAUGUUCAAGAAGGAAGGAUUGGUGCCCGGUGACGAUUUGGAAGCACGCCUCGCACGCGCAGAGUACUAUUUGCACAAGGAGAAUGAUUUGGAGAGUGCCACUCGAGAAGUUAACCAGCUCAAGGGCUGGCCCAAACACUUGGCUGCUGACUGGCUUGAUGCUGCACGUCGACAUUUGGAAAUAAAGCAGGCUUUAGAGAUCAUGCGAACACAAGCCAUGCUGGGUAGCAUGCAACAGCUUUAGAAUGUAUUAUCUUUCCUUCGUGUUGGAAAAUCUCAAUCAAAACAAUACAAAAGCAAAAGGCAAAAAUCAUAACAAUAAAAUUUUAACAUGUUU